Exophiala mesophila is the source of this 2867-nucleotide messenger RNA. RefSeq lists its product as uncharacterized. The record is from RefSeq and is a predicted model, not a curated record. Lineage: Eukaryota; Fungi; Ascomycota; Eurotiomycetes; Chaetothyriales; Herpotrichiellaceae. Gene Ontology annotation, biological process: positive regulation of transcription by RNA polymerase II. The coding region runs from base 198 to 1892 and encodes 564 amino acids. Gene Ontology annotation, cellular component: nucleus. The transcript is spliced from 5 exons. Gene Ontology annotation, molecular function: zinc ion binding; transcription cis-regulatory region binding; DNA-binding transcription factor activity, RNA polymerase II-specific.
CCCUGGGAUCGCUCAUUCCUGCUCCAUGCUCCAUACCCGUCCUUCGUCGCUGUUUCAAUGCAUUUGCGUUUUUGGCAUUGUCAACUUGUAAUCGCCAAAAACUGCACAUUCUUUCAAACCUGGAGAAUCCUGCACACGUCUCCUGCCUCCUGCUUGACCGUCCUUGGAGUAGUAUGGCUAGGAUGAUCAUCUGCUAGAUGGGUCGUCUCAGAGAUCGAACAUUUACGGGAUGCUGGAAUUGCCGCUCACGUAGGGUCAAGUGCAAUGAAGCGAAGCCUGCCUGCGGCGCAUGUUUGCGUCGAGGUGUGAGAUGCAACUACGGGACUAAGUUGGUGUGGGUUGAGCAUGACAACCAAGUCUAUAAGUCCGAUGGUCGUCGAAGCUGGAGAUGUGACCUGACCUGGAGCGGCUAUGCCCCUCUGCCUGCGGAUGUCGUGGACUAUCUGAUACUAAAAUGUGAUCAAGAUAGAACUAUGGCUUCCGCUGCCCCCGAUUGUGCAUCAUCUGUGUGGGAUCUCGGUCAUCACAGCCCGUUCUCAUGUUUCCAACUACAGUCCAAUGAGCAGAGCAUGGAUUCUAGCGACCAAUUUGAAGAAGUCAUGGUUGACUUUGACAAUAUUGAUUCGCCCUCACUCUCAAACGCUCUUAUCCUAAUGCCCUCAUUAAGCGAGAAUCCAGACCUGACAUGGGACGACCAGUUUCUCUUCGACCAUUACGUCCGCGAUGUCGGUAGUAACAUGAUGCCUGUGGAGCAUGCAAGAAACCCCUGGAAGUCUGACUAUCCGGCACUUGCUCUAGGCAGAACCUGGGGAAGCAACAAGAUCUUGUAUCAUGCCAUCAUCUCACAUGCCGCAUUUCAUCUCGCUCAUAUGCCACUACGCGAUACCAACAAGUAUUCAUUGAUCGGUUCCAAAAACUAUGCCAUUGCUAUACACGAACUUCGACUCAACAUCGACAAUGACCUCACCGACUUUGCCACCACCGUUGCCUCGAUUCUCUCGCUCAUGUUUGCAGAGAUCUAUAGCGGACGUUCUCGCUAUUGGAGACAUCAUCACGAGGGAGCGUGGAAGCUUGUCGAAAACCAUCGGAGCCGGGAUACCUUGAGCUCUACCGACUUUACACGCAUCUUAAUGCAGAACCUGAACAUUGCCAGGACAAUCUCACAAACGGCCACUGGGCUGAUUCAAGACUUGGAGAACGGCGAUGUUUCAGAAACACCAGAAUUGCUGACUACUCCGAGCUUGUCUGCAAUGAUUACAUCCACUCCAGCAUACGGUUUCACAAUCGGUGCCAGCGGGACAAUCUUGGACUGCAUCUCCAAAAUCACAAGGCUGCAGCACGUGAUGGCGAAUCAACAGAAUGACAUGACCCAUUAUGUGGAUGAGACAUUGGAGUCCAUCCUAUCGCAGCUCAACUGUUGUCGCAAUCAGGCACUAGGCGACAUGAUCGAGGAUGAGUACGCCAACCGGCAACCUUCUCUACAAACCCUGCUCGAACGAAGUCAGAACAAAGCAUUCAUCUACGCAACUUAUGUCUACCUUUAUCGAACUUUGUUUGACGUCCCCCCUCGAAGCGUCAAGGGCUACGUUACUGAAACACUACGGUAUGUCGACGACUUUUUCACCCUAAGUGAAGGCAACUUCUCUAUCUGGCCUGCCUUUAUAGCCGCCGUCGAGGCGUAUACGGUCGACGAUAUGGCUGCAGCCCGGCGAUGGUUGGAACGAUCUACGUCAUUUGGCAUGGGCAAUCGUGAAUCGGUCGAAAAGGUCGUUCGAGAGGUUUGGCGAACAAGAGAGGAGAGAUGCGAAGCCCUUGACAUUGACCUCGGCAUCAUCGCUGUGGAUUGGAGAGAAGUCAUGCGAGAGAUGAAUUGUGAUGUAUUGCUGGUGUGAAUGGAUGAUGGUCUCUGCCAACAAACAUGGUCGCUCUCCAGAGAGUUCCAAUGCUAUCGUCCAUCACAUCACAUUGAUUUACCAAAUUCGGCUUCCGGAUCCGUCCUCGACGCCUUUGUCAACACGCAAACCGCUUGUUAUAUCAAUUCGACGAACAGACCAGUCCCAAGCUCACAUCAUUUUGCCCAUCUCAGACGCCCAUUUGGGCUCGAUAAACAGGCCUGUAGCUUUGGCCAUGGUCGUCUUUCCUUCAAGUCUACCCAGGCUCAAAUGCUCAACGGUCCCUUCGACCCAUGCCUUCCGGCCUUGCACAUCCACCGUCUCCGCUUUGAGGACGAUGACGCUGUCGACUCUGACUGGUGCCAUGUACGACACCUCCAGCUUGGCUGUGACUGCGAUCUUGCCUGCGAGCAAGGGGAAACACGCCCUUCCCAUACAUUCGUCCAGCAGGGCCGCCACGAGCCCUCCAUGCACAAUUCCCGAAUGACCAGCGAGCCGUCGUCCAAGGUGGUAGAAUGCCCACAAGGUCCCAGCAUCGUCAUUGGUGAAGACAUAUGGCUGAGGUGAUAUCAGCCCCGGUCCGGUGAGUGUUGUCAGUGUGAGGUGGUCGGCGAGGUAUUCUUGGUCAACUUUUAGAACGGCCCGGUGAAGCUUUAUGUUUACUGUCGGAUCUUGAAGGAGGUCUUGAAUUUCGGUAUGGGAGGAGACGGCAGUUUGGAGGAGACCGUCAACAUCCUGUUCAGGCGCUGGCGCCGCCAAGGUAACACCGCCAGCGCCAGCGGUGCUGGGUUUCUCGGCUGCUUCUGGGGUGACAGGCGUAGACAUGAUUUUGAAUGGGUGUACGUUGGUUCGUUUGAUUUGCAGGUGUGGUGGUUGCGCGUUUGGUUGUCUGCCAGGGAUAUAAGACGGCGCAGGAUAUAUUUAUAUAUAAAAAUAAAUAAAGAGUCGCUUGGCAGGUGUAUGUCGUGAGUCAGU